Messenger RNA from Condylostylus longicornis, 1578 nucleotides. RefSeq names its product chitinase domain-containing protein 1. Lineage: Eukaryota; Metazoa; Arthropoda; Insecta; Diptera; Dolichopodidae. Gene Ontology annotation, biological process: carbohydrate metabolic process. The record is from RefSeq and is a predicted model, not a curated record. Gene Ontology annotation, molecular function: chitin binding; oligosaccharide binding. Bases 210 to 1397 code for a protein of 395 amino acids. The transcript is spliced from 7 exons. Gene Ontology annotation, cellular component: extracellular region.
UCAAUAAAAUUAUUGACAGCCGGUACGAAAAUUUACGGCACCUUUUUUUUUUAAACCUAUAGGAAAUGUGUGGGUUGACAAUUUUCGUACACAGUUUCAUCUAGAAUACAUGCAUAUUUGAAUAUAACUUUAAUUUAAGUUAACACAUUAAUUUGUCAUUGCCGUUUUCAAAAAUUAAUGUGAUGUAGUUGGCAAAGCAGAUUACUAUAAUGAAAUUCAUAAUAUGUGUUUAUCUAUUUCUCAUUUCAAUUGAUUUUUCAACCCCUACUAUUGCACCAAGUAAGAAGAAAGCGAAGGAAAAGGAAUUAAAAAUUAAAAAAGGACCUCAGGAUCUGAAUGUGUAUGAAAGAAAUUUAGUUGAAGAGGAACCGGCUGCAAAAGAAAUCCUUGUAGAAAAUGCCGCUUAUUACAAAGACACGGGAAAAAAAAAUUUUAAUGGAACAAUUUUGGGCUAUAUAACUCCGUGGAAUAACCAUGGAUAUGAUGUGGCAAAGAUUUGGGGAAAAAAAUUUGAUAUUAUUUCACCUGUUUGGUUACAAGUUCUUCGAAAAGGGGAAAACUCGUACAUUUUAGCUGGUGUCCAUGAUGUCGAUAUAAAUUGGAUGAAAGAUGUAAGAAAAGCAGGGAAAUCCGACUAUCACUCUCUAAAAAUCUAUCCAAGAGUAAUAUUUGACAAAUUCGGCGAUAAAGAUUACAAUAGGCUAUUGAGUUUUCCAAGCGAAAGGCAAGCUGUCAACAAAAUGAUUGUAAAAGCAUGCCAUGAUUACAAAUUUGAUGGUAUUGUCUUAGAAGUAUGGAUGCAAUUAGCUGCAAGAGUUGACGAUGAUGUUUUAUAUAGAUUAAUAAUAGAGCUAGCUGAUGCUCUUAAAAUUGAAGGAUACGAGUUAAUCUUAGUAAUUCCGCCGUUAAGAGAACAGAUGAAAGAUUUGUUUUCUUCAGUUCACUUUGAAAAGUUAUAUAACAAUGUUCAAGCAUUUUCAUUGAUGACCUACGAUUUUUCAUCUUUGCAAAGACCUGGAGCUAAUGCCCCACUCCACUGGAUGCGAACCUCAAUAGAAAAUAUUGUUCCUACAUCGUUGUCGAACUACGACGUCAAAAGAAAAAAAAUUCUUUUGGGACUUAAUAUGUACGGAUAUGACUACACUCCAGAUGGUGGAGGAGCUAUUAUAGGCAGUCAAUUUUUAGAUUUAUUAAAACACGUCAAAAAAAGAUUAAUAUAUGAUGAACAUGAUGUUGAAAACUUUUUUGAAGUUAAGACCCAAUCAGGCCGUCAUAUUGUGUUUUACCCAACACUCCAUUCCCUACAUUCCAGAAUAAAACUAGCUGAGGAGCUUGGUGUUGGCUUGUCACUUUGGGAAAUGGGACAGGGUUUGGAUUACUUCUACGAUUUGUUCUAAAAUCGUUUUUAUCUUCUCGUCCAAAUGUGAUGAUAUGUAUUCUAAAAUAAAUAUCCACAAAAAAUGCCUAAUUUAGUGUUAAUUUUUAAAUGUACUGUAAUGUUGCAAAUUUUAAUAUUAAAAAGUUUUAAGGAAAAAAAGAAAUACACUUAACGUUACAAGUUAUUUUCUUGGUGAAAAA